Messenger RNA from Entamoeba invadens IP1, 1131 nucleotides. RefSeq lists its product as hypothetical. Gene Ontology annotation, cellular component: endoplasmic reticulum. Lineage: Eukaryota; Evosea; Mastigamoebida; Endamoebidae. Gene Ontology annotation, biological process: macroautophagy. The record is from RefSeq and is a predicted model, not a curated record. The coding region runs from base 1 to 1131 and encodes 376 amino acids. The transcript has 2 exons.
AUGUCAGUAAAGAAAAUUGGCGAAAUUCAUGUCCAAGAUGAAUACAUUGCUGAGGAAGAAAACCUUCAACAGCCAACACCCAAAAUAGAUCCAACAUAUUCUUCUCGUAUUUCAGACCCUGACGCACCUGUUUCCAAAUCGUUUCAAACCGAAGAUGAGGCACAAAAAGCUAUACCCCCCACUUGCAACGGAAAAGAUGACACACAAAAUUUGAACAGUCAAGAAGCCGACAUAAACAAAUUGAAUAACAAAGAAGAGCCGAAAAAUAGAGACAAUCCCCAACCUACAGCCACUGAUGUAUAUAACAUUAUUAAACAAUUUAUGAAAAACAAUGGUCAACUCUUUUUAUUGGGGAUAAGUAGUUAUAGAAAGAUCCGUGCAGUUCUGACUCGUUUUUAUCGGAAUUCCGAGAAGUUUAAAAUGGACUAUUACGAGAUUCUCAAAAUCAACGUAUUUUAUAUGUUUGGGUACACCUUGUUGUGUUACUUCUUAGGAUUUAUACCUCAAUACUAUCCACAAUAUUUCAGUCCAAAGUUCCUUACAUUUUGCUCAGUCGUCGAAUUUAUCACAGCAAACACACUUCUGAUGUAUGCACUGUACAUCUCCGAGAAGUAUUAUUAUAACAUCGCAGUCAAUUAUGACAGUGUCAAAAAUAAAGGACAGUCAAUAGCUUCACAUUCGUAUUUGUACAGCUUUUAUUUCUCAAUUUUGACUUCGAUGUUACUUGGCGCAACGGCACUACUUCGAGUGUUGCACUUCUCAAUGACAAGUCUUUUUUUGUUGUCUAUUUUGUACGCUUUUUACGCUUUUAAUUUGAAAUUCAGACUUCAUACAAAUUGGAAUUUGGCUCAGAUGGUAUCUUUAUUCGACUCAAGGCUGAUGUUCUUCUUUGGAUUUGCUUUGCCAUUCACUUCAUUGUCUUUCUUCUGCUCCACCUUAGUCUCAAAUGCUCUUUAUGCGCUGUUGUUCCCUGUCCUUGUUGGACUUGCUAUAGAAGAACACCCAGAGUAUCAAGAAAAAACCGCAAGAAUACCUGUUUUAACACAAUUCUUGAAUCUCCUCAAUAUAGUCAACAAUUUUGCGAUUAACUUGGCAACGGUGUUUAUUAUUGGUGAUAAGAAAAAGAAGUAA